AUGCUGACCGUCGGACUCCUUGCCCUGCUCUGGGCCCUGGCCUCGGCCGAUGCUCUUCAGAGCCGGGCUUCCUCGUUCAGUGGGAACUAUGGAGGCACAGGUGGGAAGCCCUUCUCCCACUCGGGAAACCAACUGGAAGGACCUAUAACUGCCAUCCGUCUACGUGUCAACCAAAACUACAUCGUGGGGCUCCAGGUGCGCUAUGGCAAGGAGUGGAGCGAUUACAUUGGGGGCAGUUCUGGCAACCUGGAGGAAAUCUUCCUCCACCCGGGAGAGUCUGUGAUCCAGGUGUCAGGAAAAUACAGGUUCUACCUGAACCAGCUGCUCUUCGUGACGGACAAGGGGCGCUUCCUGUCUUUUGGCCGCAACUCGGGCACUGCCUUCACCGCUGCCCCUCUGCACCCCAACUCCGUGCUCCAAUUCAUAAGCGGACGGUCGGGGUCCUUAAUCGAUGCCAUCGGUCUGCACUGGGACGGUCCCUACCCAACAGCGUGC
Tachyglossus aculeatus (Australian echidna) is the source of this 495-nucleotide messenger RNA. RefSeq names its product zymogen granule membrane protein 16-like. The record is from RefSeq and is a predicted model, not a curated record. The transcript is spliced from 4 exons. The annotation marks the transcript as partial. Lineage: Eukaryota; Metazoa; Chordata; Mammalia; Monotremata; Tachyglossidae.